Molecule: messenger RNA, 483 nt
Organism: Vitis vinifera (wine grape)
Lineage: Eukaryota; Viridiplantae; Streptophyta; Magnoliopsida; Vitales; Vitaceae
Product: UDP-glycosyltransferase 83A1-like
Exons: 1
Coding region: 1-483 (160 amino acids)
Source: RefSeq, a predicted model, not a curated record
AUGGGCAGGCGACCUCAUGUGCUGAUUAUACCACUCCCAGCGCAAGGAUAUGUUGCUCCUCUUAUGAGGCUUGCACACCGGAUUUCUGAUCACGGGAUCAAGGUCACCUUUGUUAACUCUGACUUCAUACAUGCUAAACUGCUGGCUGCACUCCCACAUGAGGCUGAGGCUCAGAGUGGGAUAGGGCUAGUCUCUAUCCCAGAUGGUCUGGAUCCAGGGGACGAUCGGAAAAACUUGCUCAAGAUAACAGAAAGUAGUUCAAGAGUCAUGCCGGGUCAUUUGAAGGAUUUAAUUGAGAAAGUCAACCGCUCGAAUGAUGAUGAGCAGAUCACUUGUGUUAUUGCUGACAUAACACUUGAGCGGUGGCCAAUGGAGGUGGCAGAGAAGAUGGGAAUCGAAGGGGUCCUUUUUUGUCCUAUGGGAGCAGGAAUCUGGGCUUUGGCACUUCAUAUUCCAAAGUUAAUUGAGUGGAAUCGUAAAUAG